AUGACUUCAACGAAAACUGAUCCAAUUGACGAUAUAGACAUUAAUGUCAAAAACUUGGAUACCAAUUAUCAUCAACCAAUUUCCUCGGUAGAAACUUCUGUAAUUUCAACUCUUUCUCCAAUUAAUACUUCUCCUC
Molecule: messenger RNA, 136 nt
Organism: Racocetra persica
Lineage: Eukaryota; Fungi; Glomeromycota; Glomeromycetes; Diversisporales; Gigasporaceae
Source: the annotation of a GenBank genome assembly